UCUCAACACAACUUGCUGCCGUCUUUUGCUUCGCCCAUUUUCUGGACGUCUCCUCCGAGUUCCACCUGCUCUCCACAUGCCAGAUAGCCGAGAAAGAGCCCCUCUUCAUCGUCCCUUGUCCACUCAACGCUCUUGCCACACCAUCUUGACAACUCUCCAGGCAACAUAAAGGAAGGUAUCCCUGUUUACUUCCUCUGUAAGUCAAUUGUACGACCGUUCCACCGCACGAGAAUCUUUUUGAAGCUUUUCUCUUGCAACGCUGCACCAGCAAAUGUAUGCCGCCUUUCCUCUCUCCAAGCGCUCCUUCAUAGCGCGAUGACCACCACCACAUCAGCUCGCAUGUCAUCUAGUCAAUCGCAGACAUUUUCAAAAUUGUCCUACACCAAUGCAAGCAUAUCAGAAGGCCAUGAGAAUCUACCAAGCCUUCCAGAGACAGAUAGUUGCAGUCUGCCUACACAGAAACUGACGAAGGAUUCAAAUGCAGAGCUUGGUGGAGAUAGAGGAAGCUCUGAAGAACACCAGCAGUGCCAACCUCGACUGACUAUUCGACAACUCCGAGAACAGGCCCAGAAUAAAAUUCUGGAGCAGCAUGCCAAACAGGUCCAGCAGGAGAAGGAUAGCCAACCUUCAAGCAUAGCUCGGCCUGUGCAGCAACAACAGCAAAAGAAGAAGUCUUCGGUAUUCGGUGGGCUGUUCCAGAAGGAGCCGUCACAGGCAGCAUUAGAUCAGGUUAAGGCACAACUAAAAGCACAGCAUGGUUCGACCAGCGCUACAAAAGUUCCCAAUGUGAGCCUGGAGCAGAUGCCCAAGCAUGUACCUAAAGUCAACUCAAAAUGGGAUGGCAUUCCCGACGGAGUCAAGAAAAGAGAGAAAGAAAGAAAAGCUAGAGAGAAGGAGCAAGACAAAUUUGCUGGCGCAAACUCCCUUCCCUUCUAUGAUUCCGGCUAUCACAGUCGCGAAGGUCGAGACAGAGACCGAAGGCGGCUCGACAGCCGAAGCUCCAGCUCAACCACUGGCUCAUUUGGCCGAUAUGAAGACCGUGGAUCAAGCAGCUCUCGUACUAAUUCAACACGAGCUCAUUACUACGCACCAUCAGUCAAUUCCUCAGGGGAUCUGGCGUCGCAACAACGAUCGGAUUUGUCUCGUCCUACAACCUUGUCUUUUGAGUCAAAUGCCGCUAGCAUGGGUUCUGAAGAUGAUGUACCGCAUUCGCUCUCUGCCGCUGUUGAUCAAGAGGUAAGCUCAGCAGCACCAGUCUCAUUACACCAAAUUCUCCAAUCGUGCACGGAGGACGAUUGCGAGGAUGACGACGAAGUCAACCUAGCAUCUUCCGGGCCUGGAGUUCUAGGCUCACAUGCUGCUUUCAAAAGUAACCGCGACUCAAUUGGCCCAGGUUUCCUGGCCGGUGAAGCAGAAGCAUUGGUUUUCCCGAACAAGAACGAAAACGAUCAGCAAUCUUCGACGAACUAUUCAUCUCCCCGGAAUGGAAAAGUCAGCAACCAAGCAGCAUUGAAGACCUCGUCUUCGAGUUCGCGACAUCUCCACCCCCCCGCACAAGACAAGAAGAAAUCGCCUGCUCGAGGUUCUAUGUCUAUAUCUGAAAGCAGUUCGCGAGGUACAGCAAGUCCACGCACCAAAUUAUCUAGUUCAUUUGGCCUGUUCAGCAAAGAGAAAGAACACCGCACCAAAUAGCUGGGAAAGAGGAUGAAGAAUGAUUUUCCGUGAUUUUCCGUUGCACUCUCUCCAAUUUAUUCUCUCAACGACGAAAAUGCAAUCAUGAAAAGUUGAGCAUUCAUGAGUUUAGCAAGGCGCUAUGGAGGAGCCUCUCAAACGUGUGUUAUGGCUAAGCGGUACGAUCUUUUUAAAAGUAAAAUACCCCCACAAGCAAAGAUACCAUUUAUACGUAGGCCAAUGAUCAAUAUGCU
Molecule: messenger RNA, 1925 nt
Organism: Exophiala oligosperma
Lineage: Eukaryota; Fungi; Ascomycota; Eurotiomycetes; Chaetothyriales; Herpotrichiellaceae
Exons: 1
Coding region: 316-1692 (458 amino acids)
Source: RefSeq, a predicted model, not a curated record